Messenger RNA from Pomacea canaliculata, 1520 nucleotides. RefSeq lists its product as uncharacterized. The transcript is spliced from 5 exons. The record is from RefSeq and is a predicted model, not a curated record. Lineage: Eukaryota; Metazoa; Mollusca; Gastropoda; Architaenioglossa; Ampullariidae. Bases 583 to 1497 code for a protein of 304 amino acids.
UUUAAAACACAUUUCCUCUAGUGGGUAAUUUGAAGAUUUUAACAGCUAUUCAUGUUGUGCUAGGCUGGAUAGCAGAGUGACCCUAUUCUUACAGUGCUCGCCAGGCAAGCAUACCCCGGGGUCACACAGGGGGAGGCGCGUCACAUAUGAUAUAAAAUGACGUAAAAAUAAUGUGACGUCAGAACUAAAUGGUGUUGGAUAUACAAAGUUCAAGAGCUCAGCAUGAAGUUGGUACAGUGUUGUCUUUCAGUCUCUGCUCCGUCAUCCGAUGAUGUCAUCAGUGACGACAUUGUCCAAUGACGUAUAAACGCAGCUGACAUGGUCAGGUCAGGUCAGGUCAGUCCCAUGCCCGGUCCGGGCGUAGGGGGGACCGUCCGGCAGCAGCAACAGACAGAAUUUUCCACCCGGUCCUGUCUUGAGCAGAUGAGAGCAGAUAAUAUGCGCCUACUCGUAGAGCUGAAGGAGAAGACAGGGGCUGAUCUAGAGUUUAACUCAAAGCCAUCACCUGUACCAGGUAUGAAGAUUCUCAUCAUCCGCAGUGUUCCACAGCAAAUCUAGGCUGCAGUCAAGCUCAUCAGUAACAUGUGUGGUGUUAAGGAGACCAUCUCAGACCAAGCCCAGAAACUCUGGCUCCAGUGGGUUGAGGCCGCGUUCCCUAAACUCGACUCACGCGCCUACUUCCUGCCUCCUGUCUACGUCAACCGCGUGCCGAUGACUAGACAGUCGGUUGCUGGUCAGGAAAUUUUGGUACUUGAGUCUGAACCUAAACAGGCUGGUGAGAACAACCAUUCUCCUGUUCAGAACAGUGACAUUAGAGAUGACGAAGCCUUCCAGCGGGUGUUUCUUUAUCUGCAGAAAAAGUCUGAAGAGAACAAUGAAGUUUUAGUUGUAUUGAGUCAGUUUCGCUUUGGACAGUACCUGAGUGAACCUUGCUACGCUGCCGCCACUGCACAGCUACCCAUGGCCAAGAACUUGCCCAACUCUUCGUCAAGAGACAGACAAGGAGAAUUUGAUAUGCUUGUUAUUCACCGACUUUACGGGUUUGUAGUCUGUGAGGUGAAGGCUUUGGGUAAAAACCUUAAAGAAAGUAAGAUGACAGAUUUAGAAUUACAAGAUAAUAUUAGGAAGAAACUGAGAGACGCCGUGUCACAGUUGGACAAGGCGGAGGCCAUGUUGUCUCACCUGGUGUCCGACAUCGCUCCCGGUCUGCGCAUCACUAAGACCAUCGCUGUUCCUAACCUCAAGACCUGUCAAGUACAACAAGCCAUCUCUGGUGAUCCCAAGCUGCUUGAGGACCUGUGUCAGUGUUUAAGAACGAAUCAAGUGGACAUCAUUUGCAGUGAGCAGCUUUCUGAGUCCAAGACACCUCAGGAUGUCAGUAACGAUAUGGAAACUAAUCUCGGAAACUGGUGGCAGCGACAUGUGGCCGGCGCUGAGCCUGACAGUCACAUGACCGAUGUUGUUUACAGGACACUAGUCGCCAGGCGACAACAGUGAGUGUGCCAUGCACAUGUCCUCCA